UUUCAUUACCAUUAUAACAAACUCUCAAUACCUCCUUCCACUUUCCCCUCAUUUCCUCUCAAAUUCCCACACUAACAUUUUAUCGUACCACACUUUAUGUGUGUAUUUGAUAUUUGUCGAUUGAGAACUCUCAUUUCUUUCUCAAAUUCCUACAUCAAUAUUUUUCUCGUGUCACACUUUUUUGUGUGUACUCGUUUAAAGCACCAUCAUUACUAUAUAUAUAAACCUCUCAAAUUUCCACACUAACAUUUUUUUUUUAAUUCGAAAGCUAAGGUAUAUUAUGAAGUUUGGGAAGAGUUUAAGCAAUCAAAUAGAAGAAACAUUACCUGAAUGGAGGGACAAGUUUUUAUCAUAUAAGGAGUUGAAGAAAAAACUCAAACUUAUUGAACCAAAGAGAUCAGUGGGGUCCACUAAUGCUAGUAAUAAUAAUAAUAAUGAUAAUGAUGAUGAUGUUAGGGCAUGUAAGAGGAUUAAAUUGGACCCUAUGAUGACUGAAGCUGAAGUUGAGUUUGUUAAUUUAUUGGAAGAUGAACUUGAGAAAUUUAAUUCUUUCUUUGUUGAGAAAGAAGAAGAAUAUAUCAUUACAUUAAAGGAGUUGCAAGAUAGAGUGGCGAAGGCCAAGGAUCGUAACGAUGAGAUCAUAAAGAUUCGCAGGGAGAUAGUAGACUUCCACGGCGAGAUGGUUUUGCUGGAAAAUUACAGUGCCCUCAACUAUACUGGGCUUGUGAAGAUACUUAAGAAGUAUGACAAAAGGACUGGUGCUCUUCUCCGCUUGCCCUUCAUUCAGAAGGUCUUGCAACAGCCUUUCUUCACCACUGACUUGCUUUACAAGCUCGUGAAGGAGUGUGAGAAUUUGAUCGAUCGUCUAUUCCCUGUCAUUGACGCCUCGUGUAUUACUGAGGAAGCUGAUGGAAAUGAAACUUCGACUAGCGGCAAUGAGGGUCUACUUAGAGCCCCGAAGGAGCUGACAGAGAUAGAGUAUAUCGAAAGCUUAUACAUGAAGAGCACCAUAUCUGCUUUACGAGCUUUAAAAGAGAUUCGGAGCAAGAGCUCAACGGUUAGUGCUUUCUCGUUGCCCCCAUUGCAAAUUAGUGGACCUGAAGAUACUUGGAAUAAAAUUCCAAUCUUAGAACAAGUAGCCAAGUAGUUUAACUAUACAAGGACAGUUGUUUGGUGGCCCCUUGAAUGUAUUCUCUUGUUACACUAAGUAGUAUUUUCUUUUCCUUUUUUGGGUCUGAUAAUUCACAUGUUAUGCAUGUAUUAGAUACUAAUAUGCAUGUAUUAGAUACUAACACAAAUGUAAAAUGCACAAAUUUUAAUCUCAAAGAGUGUGUGAUGAGGUCUUCUGGUUCAUCUCUUAAACUGGUUAUUCUACUUGUGUGUAUCUUCUUAUUGUCUAUAAUUACCUUUAAUCUUUGCUAUGCACA
Messenger RNA from Lycium ferocissimum, 1427 nucleotides. Its product is annotated as SPX domain-containing protein 1-like. Lineage: Eukaryota; Viridiplantae; Streptophyta; Magnoliopsida; Solanales; Solanaceae. Gene Ontology annotation, biological process: cellular response to phosphate starvation. The record is from RefSeq and is a predicted model, not a curated record. Bases 281 to 1147 code for a protein of 288 amino acids. The transcript is spliced from 3 exons.